Molecule: messenger RNA, 1193 nt
Organism: Phascolarctos cinereus (koala)
Lineage: Eukaryota; Metazoa; Chordata; Mammalia; Diprotodontia; Phascolarctidae
Gene: PDCD6
Product: programmed cell death 6
Molecular function (GO): calcium ion binding
Source: RefSeq, a predicted model, not a curated record
UUCCUCUCUUCCGGCUCCUCCGCCCCCGUUCAAGAAAGCGGAAGUGGAGGAACCCCGCUGAGCCAUUCUCUCCAGUUCGCGGUCCGCUGCUUGUCUUACCCUUGCUUCGGCCGGCCCAUGGCCACCUACCACUACCGGACGGGCCCUGGGGGCGGCUCUGGCCCCGGGCCUGCCGCUGCCGCGUCCCUCCCGGACCAGAGUUUCCUGUGGAACGUCUUUCAGCGGGUUGAUAAAGACAGGAGUGGAGUAAUAUCUGACAAUGAACUUCAACAAGCAUUAUCCAAUGGCACAUGGACUCCAUUUAAUCCUGUGACUGUCAGAUCAAUCAUAUCGAUGUUUGACCGAGAAAACAAAGCAGGAGUGAACUUUAGUGAAUUCACUGGAGUUUGGAAGUAUAUCACAGAUUGGCAGAAUGUCUUCCGGACAUAUGACAGAGACAACUCUGGAAUGAUUGACAAAAAUGAACUAAAGCUAGCGUUAUCAGGUUUUGGUUAUCGGUUAUCUGACCAAUUUCAUGAUAUCCUUAUCAGAAAAUUUGACAGACAAGGAAGAGGACAGAUUGCUUUUGAUGAUUUCAUUCAAGGCUGCAUUGUUUUACAGAGGUUGACAGAUAUAUUCCGGCGCUAUGAUACCGAUCAGGAUGGCUGGAUUCAAGUGUCUUAUGAACAGUAUCUUUCCAUGGUCUUCAGUAUUGUAUAACACUCACCUUUGGAGGUUAUCGAUGGGACUUACGGAAAAAGAAAGACUGGAAAUGCCAAAUCCCUUAUCUCAUCACGUCAUGAAAAAAGAACGCUGAUGCAGCUCAAGAUUGUCUUCCUCCCAAAUUUUAUACAAUUGAUAUGUUUAUGUUUCAAAAUCCUAACUCUGUAUAUAUGUGAAAAGGCUAAUUAAUAUUAUACCCUAGUAACUAUAGCCAUAUAGCUCUCCAUAUGCAAAAAUGAAUUUAGUUUGUGGUUAUUUGUGCCAUGAAGUAGAAUAUGUGUAACUUUGCUUCAGGUAUCCUGCAUGAAAAAUGCAUCAUAUCUUUUGUAGAUGUCUCUAUUCCUCUUGUCAGAAUGCUUCUACUAAUUAAUCAGAAUUUUAAAUAGUAUGGAACUUGCACAUAAGGCUUUUCAUGUGCCUUACUUUUUUUUAAAGGAAUUUAUUGUAUCCAUUUUAAUAUGUAAUGUAAGCAAUAAAGGAAAUGUUACAGA